Messenger RNA from Thyridium curvatum, 534 nucleotides. RefSeq lists its product as uncharacterized. The transcript has a single exon. Bases 1 to 534 code for a protein of 177 amino acids. Lineage: Eukaryota; Fungi; Ascomycota; Sordariomycetes; Thyridiales; Thyridiaceae. Gene Ontology annotation, molecular function: acyltransferase activity, transferring groups other than amino-acyl groups. The record is from RefSeq and is a predicted model, not a curated record.
AUGCCGAACCCUCCCCCCCAAGACUUGGUGAUUCGACAGGCCAUCUCAGUAUCGGACAUUGAUGCGGCCACGAGUUGCUUCCGCGCAUACACGGAGUGGCUGAACAUGGACCUGGCCUUCCAAGAUUUUGGGACCGAGAUCAGCACCUUGCCCGGCAAAUAUGCCGCUCCCAAAGGCGCCCUCUUGCUCGCGUGCGAUCCUUGCUCACAGGAAGUGCUUGGCUGCAUUGCUAUGAGACCGCUCGAUUUGCAGCCGGAGUUCCGAACCAAAAGACGGGCCGAUGCUAAAUACUGCGAGUUGAAGCGGCUCUACGUCUAUCCCUCUGCCAGAGGACGGAAUAUUGCGAGGCGGUUGGUGGUUGAAGCUCUCCGAGCCGCGAAGGACCAAGGUUACAACGAGGCACUCCUCGACACGCUCGAGUCAAUGACCGCAGCCAUCUCACUUUACAGGUCACUCGGUUUUGAGGAGACAGAGCGGUACUACCCAAACCAUGGUCAAGGCUUUAUCAACAUGUCUAAGAAAAUUCACCAAUGA